AUGCCCACAAUCACCAACCCACCUUGGGAUCCACCAGCUCCGGUCAUACAGGAUACAAGCGCACUUAUGCAGGCCAAUACUCCACCUGAAGCAUGUGUCGCAGCAUGCAAUGCAUUAUUCUCGUGUCGCAUUUGA
This is a messenger RNA of Sclerotinia sclerotiorum 1980 UF-70, 135 nucleotides long. RefSeq lists its product with no specific name. The transcript has a single exon. The coding region runs from base 1 to 135 and encodes 44 amino acids. NCBI's taxonomy places the organism in Eukaryota, Fungi, Ascomycota, Leotiomycetes, Helotiales, Sclerotiniaceae. The record is from RefSeq and is a predicted model, not a curated record.